AUGUUUAUCCGUUCCUCGCCCCAUGACGCAAAUGAUUCAGCCAUUCCGGAUCUGAUCAAGGAGAUCUGCACCGAUGUCGACUUCGAAAGAUACGACCUCAUGGCUCUUCGUUUGACGUGUAAAAUCACUUGCGAGUUGUCCACUCAGUCGUUCGAUCUCAUGUGCUUUACUGGCAUCUCGAUUCUCUUGACACGGCGCUCUCUCGAAGCUUUGAUCGCCAUCUCAAAGCAUCCGCGCAUCGGCCCCCAAAUUCAGCGCGUGACUCUCACACCACUACGUACCUUCUCAGAAGUCUUCUCGAGCUUGAUCCCAGCUCUCCUCCAUCAGUAUCUGGAUCGAUACCACGAAGAGGUAGAACUUGAGCAAUCCGGCGAUGCUUUGGGCCUCCUUACCGAAGCUUUUAAGACGCUCCGAAAGUAUGACCGCUCUCUGUGCCUAGAAAUUUCUGAUGAUGAACAGACAUACGUUGGGGCUCGAGGUUGCUUCUCUGGGGCCGUUGUUGAGGUCAGGGAAGAGAGUAACGUGUUCAAGUUGUACUGGAAAGAAGCCACAAGUCUUUUGAUCAAAGCAGUGACCAACAGCGGAUGCACAAUUGCGCGGCUUUCUCUAUCGAAUGUUACAGAUGCUGAUCUCGUGGGUGGGGGCCAGCUAUGGGAUGAUGAUCUCGAUGAGGAUAUCGAUCGUCUCUCAGCUAACCUGACUGCUUUCGAUGUGGAUAUCCACCGUCACCGUUCAGACGCUGUCUUGAAGUCGGUCAAGCAGGUAUUGUUGCAAGCAAAGGACCUCAACAUCCUCACUUUGCAGGGAGCGGGAGCAAAUAUGUGUCACGACCUCGCGCAGCUUUCUGAUGCUGUGGUAUCGGACUCGCUCAAGGUCAUCAACUUAUCAAACCUGUACUGCUCUGAGUUGGAUCUGGUCUCAUUCUUGAGCAAACACCGGUCGACUCUUGGCCACCUUUGGCUUUCUUCUACUCGUCUGGUGGGGUCUUGGAGAUCUCUGGUUUUGUGGAUCAGGUCGAAUCUCAAGUCCCUUCGUACGUUUGGCAUGUACGAUACCUUCGACGGAGACUUAUAUUCGCCUACUAGUCGCGAGCAAGUACCACCGUGUGAGUUUUUCGAGAUGGAAGACAUGUCCAUCGUCCUGGAAGAGCUUCUGGGCAAAGGUAUAGCGCCACAAAGCUAG
Molecule: messenger RNA, 1182 nt
Organism: Aureobasidium namibiae CBS 147.97
Lineage: Eukaryota; Fungi; Ascomycota; Dothideomycetes; Dothideales; Saccotheciaceae
Exons: 4
Coding region: 1-1182 (393 amino acids)
Source: RefSeq, a predicted model, not a curated record